CGUUGCCCUUUUUUUUUCAUUUCUCGAAUAUAUACGUCACGAUAGGAGUUGCUGUUGUUGUUUUUCGAUGGUGUUUUGCGGUCACUUUCUUUCCUUUUUCCUCUUCUAGUAGAGAAAUCGACUUUCUCUUGUCCUCGAGACACCUCACAAUGGACGCGAUAGAACGAAUUCUAUCGCGGCCAGUGGCCAAACCAUAUCGAUCCGGGAAAAUCGACCCUUCAGCCAGGCCGCAUCUCAACGAAAACGGCCAUGUCGAUUUCGCCCCGGAGGAUGUCGAGAACCCCAAACAAUGGUCGACCCCACGACGAUGGUACUGUACCGUGGUGGCCAUCAUGCUCGUGGUCAACGCCACCUUCGCCUCGUCGAGUCCGUCGGGUUGUCUUCGAGGCAUCGCGGCGCACUUUCAUGUCUCGGUGGAAGCCUCUGGCCUCGUCAUCACCUUGUUCCUCCUCGGGUACUGUGCAGGGCCACUGAUCUUCGCGCCCCUCUCUGAAUUCUACGGUCGACGAUGGGUGUUCUUGACGACCUUCACCGCCUACAACGCCUUCAACUUCCUCUGCGCAUUCGCACCAAACUUUGGAUCCCUCCUCGUCGGCCGUCUCCUCACAGGGACGUUCGCGAGCGCGCCGUUGACGAAUGCCCCCGGAGUCUUGGCCGACAUCUGGGGACCUAUCGAACGAGGCAACGCCAUGGCCGUCUUCUCCAUGAUGACCUUUGUCGGUCCGGCUCUGGGUCCCGUGGUCAGCGGGUUCCUCGAGCUCAAGGAAGAUUGGAGGUGGAAUUUUUAUGUUUUGUUGUGGCUCGGUUGGUUCACUGAGGUUCUCAUGUUCACCAUCCCCGAGACACUACCGUCGGUGGUGUUGAUCAACAAAGCUCGAAGAAUUCGAGCGACUGGUAACCCGGAACACGCCGAGCUCAAGGCACCUGCGGAAGCCGACACCAGAGAACUGAAGGCCAUUUUCAAGAUCGCCCUCAUCCGACCCUGGAAGAUUUUGUUUGAUCCAAUCUCGUUCCUGGUGGCAAUCUACCUCUCCAUCGUCUAUGUCUUGCUGUACAUGCUCUUCACCAUCUACCCCAUCGUCUUCCAACAAAAACGAGGCUGGAACUCGGGAGUUGGUGAACUUCCACUCAUCGGCACGGCCAUCGGAUCCAGCAUCGGCGGUUGCGUCAUCUUCUACAUCUCAUCCCGCGACAAGAAGAAGAUGCUCGCCGGCGUGCCUCGCACCCCCGAAGACCGUCUCCCCGUCGCCAUGAUCGGCGGCAUUGGGUUCGCCGUCACCAUGUUUUGGUUCGGUUGGACCGGCCAGUACAACAGCAUCCAUUGGAUCGUGCCCACCCUGGCCGGGACCUUCCUGUCCGCUUCCAUCAUGCUGAUCUUUGUCUCCUACCUCAACUACCUCACCGACACCUACCUCAUGUACACCGCGAGCGCCAUGGCGGCCAACACCAUCUGUCGGUCCGCGUGCGGGGCCGCGGCGCCGCUGUUCACGCAGUACAUGUUCGACGCCCUCGACGUGGGCCCCGGAGCGUCCUUGAUCGGAGGCGUCGCCUGUCUCCUGGCACCCAUCCCGUUUGUGUUUUACAAGUACGGGAGGCAAAUCCGGGAGAGGAGCAAAUUCGCCCCGACUCCGUUGCCGAAGCGGGACGACGAGGAAAAGCAGAGUGACGUUGAUGUCGUACGAGGAAAUUCGAAUUCGAGUUCUUCUGUCAGCAUUGAGAGUAGCAGUGGUGCUUCCUCGAUUGGACAUGAGAGUCCGCAUGAACUUGGUCCUGGUGAUGAGAAGCCGAAAAAUGAAAAGACUGAUAGUGACGCGACACCGGAAAAGGACCGGUGAAAAACAAACAGCCUGCGACUCGGUUACGCUGUCGAAUAACGAAUGCGAAUAGAACACACGGGACUAACGAAGUACCCCACUCAGUAUAUGUAUGAUCAAGGUGUCCCUGAUUGAGCACGGAAACACUUAUCACUCGUACGCAACAUAUUCGGACUUUUUUUGGGCGAUUCGGAAUGGGAGUAGAUUCAAAAUCGAGAUCGAAAAAGACCUGCUUUUUACCAAUCCACUAUUGAACAGUCAGUGCUGACCAGCAAAUAUACCAAGGCCAUUAGGAGUACGACGAAUAUCUAUUUUCAUUCGUACUCUGUGAACGGACCCGAGUUUUGGGGACGGGGAGCUUCUCCUUGACGAUAGUACCCUCAGUAACUACUGUACGGGCACACCACACUUGAGAGAUCCGGAAUUCAAUUUGUCGCAGCACCGGGCGCUGUGCUGUUUGCUGUUCACAUACUUCGUAACACGAGAGAUUUUUCUCCUUUUUCUCGCUGUGGAUACGGGAUUAAGGAGUGGCUCGAACGGAGACAAUUUACGGAUCACACGGACUUUGGUAUCCGCUGUCGACGAUAGGUUCUGGCUCUGUCCGAGGUCAAUCCAAACGGAGUUAACGUCGACGUUGAGAGCAGUAUGACAUACAGAGUAAAACUGCGAGGCCGAUGUCCAGUCAGCUCCGUUGUUUUGCAGAAGUAUCACAGAGGACACUCAUGGCGAAACAACGAUUGGAGACCUUGUUGAUGCAAGAAGGCCACUGUAGGAAGUACUAUGGAAAAGCAUUGAAGUAGAGAAUAGUUGGUACCUUGGGAGUGAUAUUUCACCUAACGUUGGGUCAUCGCCCUCACCAUCAACCAAAGAAUAGAAAUAUUCAAAUACGCAUGCUUUUGUACAUUCCUCGGCCAUUGUCGCAAGUACUCGUCGUGAUUUACACCAUGUAUUGAGACCGUGGACCUCUGUUUCUCAGGUUCAUCAAAGUCCCGUCCACCAUGUCCCAUUGUUUGUUUCUGCAUCCGUAUCCCAGACCAACAACGAACUCGAGUUUCGUGGUCUACUGGGCCACACAUCUUUCAACCCGUCCCAGACCUGAAGUGGUCCAGAGUAAGUCACUUCGACUCCCUUGGAGGCAAACAGGCCCACCCCCGUACUGUCCAGUCUGCUAGGAUAGACCCUGGUCGUCAGAGCGAAACGAUCAUUGACAAAGAUUUCGACCAGUGAUCCGUCCACGAACACAUCGAAUGUGAUGGUUUCAGGAACGGCGACGCCGGAACCGGAUCCGGUUUCGUCGUGAGUGAUGACGUUGUAUGGUUCGAAAAACCCUAGGUACGUCGUCUUGAGAAAUUCUGGGAUGGUCGAAGAUUUCUUCCUGUCGCAUGCAAUCGUCGACGUCGUGGGGUCAUGGUAUAUCGAAGUGUACUCGAGGAAAUCGGGAGACGCAAGGAUUGUCAAACCCGCUCUACCGGUCGUGCUGGCGACUGUGAACGAAAUUUCGUACGAAGAUGAAUUCAACUUGUUCAAAAGCAUCAUAGACCCGGAGCCGGCACCGUUGCCUUUUAUUGUGUUGUUGUCGUUGUCGCCGCCUACGGUAUGGUUUGUGGCGUGAGAACCUUCGCGGAGACCGGCGACGACAUCCCGGGCAGGUCGGAUACCCAGUGUGCGUGCCGUGCAAGUGCCGUUGGGGUUUGACGUGUACACCGAACUACUGUUUCUCAUGGGCGAAGGUGGUUUGACGUUGGGCGUGUACAAAACAAACAGUUCUCGAGGGAUUGACAAGGCCCCUUGAUACCCCUGUUGAACGAUCCCAAAGUUGUUCAUGUCUUCUGGUGACCAACCUAUCUGAAUGCGACGGUCACGUUUGGUGUCGUUGAAUGAUGUUACCUUGAGAGACUCCAGUAUCAGAACAGCACACAUACAGAGAGAUCAUGGCGCUUUUCCCUCAUCAUUGAGACUCACAGCGUAGAGAUUACCCCAAUCCACCGCACCCAUCGAUACCGGUUCGAAUGCAAUGGAUCCAUUCGGUCUGGCACUGACAACCCCUUCAUUCCAAAUCGACCAAGUCUGUUCAUGAUAACUUCUAUCGCCUCCUUGUACUCCAGAACUGAAGAACCAGUGGCCAUCAAGAUCGAAGAAAUUGGGAACUUCAAAAUUCCAUCCCCAAUUACCCACCUCGUACGGCCGACCGAGGGAAGUGUUGCCAUUGGGUUCCCACAAUGCUCCCAGGAAAGUCCAAUCGGUCAGGUUCGACGCUAGUGCGGUGUACAGAGGUGCUCGGGGCCCAACGUCGCCUAUCCCGGAACCAAAGACAGAAUAGUAAUGCGGCUCGGAGUAGUUGAGCAUGCGAUCCAACUCCGGCGACUCAUGAAAGAAAGGAUCUCGGAACCCGGUAACGUUCCAACCCUCUGGUGGCUGCGAUAUCACUGGAUUGCCAUCGUAUUGCGUCCAGCUGAGACCGCCGUCCGUAGAGUAUGCCAAACUCUGACUCUCGGUUCCCUUGAGGUACGGUGCGUCCCAACUCGUGGGAAGGCGAGAGACGGAGGUGUAAAAGGCGAGUAGUGUACCGUCGUCGACUUCUCCGGUCAAGUUGACGGGUUGUGCAGUGCCCGUGAAGAUUCCGAGGUGGUUGUACUCGCUGGGACCAUGGUGGGAGCUGGUCAGAUUGGUCGGUCCUAGUGAUUGUGCUCGACUUCCUGACCAGGCUUGGGCUGCUGCUUGGGAUUGAUCGCCAGAGAAGUGGUCGACAUCAAUCCAUGUCACUAGAUCUUCCGACGAGGCAUGACCCCAAGAGAUGUUGCCCCAUUCCACAUGGUUGACGUGCCACUGGUAGUGCAGAUGGUAAAGGUCGCCGACGGGGUCAUAGAGUGGUCCACAUGGGUCAUUCAUCCAUCCGGCAGGGGCGGAGAAAUGUGAGUAAGGACGCCAUCGAUCGAAUAGACUGUUGUUGCUCAUCCCUUCAAUCAUACUUGAUGCCAAUGUCAAUGUCUGGCCAUGAGCCAUCAUGGCUGCAAAACCAAUGACUGGUAGAAUCAACAUCAUGUUGAACACCGUUGACGUGAUAAAGAGACAUUACAGCACACACAUUGUCGGAUGCAAAGCAACAUUCGAGGAGUUGUGAGCGGAUGUUCAAGUUGCAUUAUUGAUCGACAACAGUCGGUACACAUCAUCGUGCAUUCGCUCCGUUUGUGGGGAUCCCCAGUAUGGAUCGAUCACGAGUAAGAGGUACUUAGGUACCUGUAGUUGGCCUUUUGUCCGUACUAUCCAUGCACUCUUCCCCGGAUGAACUGCGGACAUGAUGGGAAUGAGUUGGGAAACGGAAACGACAAUUUGCAAGGCAGCACUGCGCAAAGAUCGGCACGAAGUUUUGAUAGCAUAUGUAGCCC
Exophiala oligosperma is the source of this 5200-nucleotide messenger RNA. RefSeq lists its product as uncharacterized. Gene Ontology annotation, molecular function: transmembrane transporter activity. Gene Ontology annotation, biological process: transmembrane transport. The transcript has a single exon. The coding region runs from base 150 to 1835 and encodes 561 amino acids. Lineage: Eukaryota; Fungi; Ascomycota; Eurotiomycetes; Chaetothyriales; Herpotrichiellaceae. The record is from RefSeq and is a predicted model, not a curated record.